This is a messenger RNA of Staurois parvus, 357 nucleotides long. The record is from the annotation of a GenBank genome assembly. Lineage: Eukaryota; Metazoa; Chordata; Amphibia; Anura; Ranidae.
UCAUGCUGCUGCCAGGUCCAGAGUCUCUCAUGGGUCCCUGUACGGCCUCCCAUUGCUGCUGUCUCCAUCGCCACACUCUGCCAUGUGCCACUUUCAGGUCUCCUCACACUGCUGGUGUGUUCCAUUUUUUUUGACAUAGGGUGCUGGCAGAUUACGGGCCUCCCAUCCCAUAGCUGCUGCCAGGCCCCUAAUCUGCCAUGGGCCCCUAUACCGCCUCCUCAUGCUGCUGCCAAGUCCAGAGUCUCUCAUGGGUCCCUGUACGGCCUCCCAUUGCUGCUGUCUCCAUCGCCACACUCUCUGCCAUGUGCCACUUUCAGGUCUCCUCACUCACACUGCUGGUGUGUUCCAUUUUUUGAC